Solea senegalensis (Senegalese sole) is the source of this 1601-nucleotide messenger RNA. RefSeq names its product putative fibroblast growth factor 1. Gene Ontology annotation, biological process: animal organ morphogenesis; fibroblast growth factor receptor signaling pathway; regulation of cell migration. Gene Ontology annotation, cellular component: cytoplasm. NCBI's taxonomy places the organism in Eukaryota, Metazoa, Chordata, Actinopteri, Pleuronectiformes, Soleidae. Bases 68 to 535 code for a protein of 155 amino acids. The record is from RefSeq and is a predicted model, not a curated record. Gene Ontology annotation, molecular function: growth factor activity; fibroblast growth factor receptor binding. The transcript has 4 exons.
AAAGAGGAGACGAGGAGGACGGGACAUGAGCCAUCGCUGACACUCACAGGUGACACCAAACUGUGCAAUGACGGAGGGAGACGGAGUCACAGUGCUGACAUUUGGACCGGCGGCGUCUCUGGAUCUGUCCAGACAGGAGCCUCGGACGCUGACCAGGCUCUACAGCCAGAACGGAGGAUAUCACCUGAGGAUUUCAGCAGACGGAAGCGUGAGUGGUGGGAGGCAAGAAGAUGAUCCUUAUGAAAUCCUCAGACUUAAGGCCGUCAGUGUCGGCGUGGUCGUCAUUAAGGGUGAGAAGGCGGGACGCUAUCUUGCUAUGAACAAUAAUGGACACCUGUAUGGAUCACCAGCGCUCACCGACGAGUGCUUCUUCCUGGAGCGAUACGAAGAGAACCACUACAACACGUACCGCUCUCAGAAGUACGACUGGCACGUCGCGCUCAAGAGGGACGGACGACCCAAAGCGGGCCCAGACACCAGCCAGGGUCAGAAGGCCAUCUUUUUCCUGCCGAGGCCGGCGACGGGUAACAUGUAACAAACAAACAUGGACAUGGACUCAGUAUUAGUAUGUCGACACAAACAAAAAUAAGAGCUCACGUAAACAGGAUCAUGCGCUGUGUAUAUGAGAUGUACAGUAUUUGUCAAUCUUGAUAUUUACUUACAUUAACUAACAUUUAACAUCAAAGUUAAUAUAAGAUAAUCAAAGAGCUGCUCUUGAACACAGUUCCUGUUGUUUCUGUUAAAAAACAGGAUAAAUUUAAUAAUUUAUAAUAUGCUGUAUAUACUUGAUUUUGCCUCACGUUGUAAUUAUUAUUUUUUCUUAUAUGUACAGAGUGAUAAUAACACGUUGUUUUUCAAUGAUUUUAAAUUAAAACAAACACAUUUUAAGGUUUUUUUUUGUGAUUAUUAUACUUCUUCCCCCCAAAAAUGCCAUACAUGGACUUAACAUGUAGUCCAUUGUUGGCCACAAGAUGGCAGCAUUGCAUAAGGUUCAGCUUUCAUACUGAUAGCCGAUACUAAAAUACAGUCGCUUUGGUUUAUUAUCACUACAGAUUUUAGGCCCACCGCAAAUCCCAGUCAAAAUAAAUCAUAAGUUAAAGGAUAAAAAAGCCAAACUACACAAACUGCCUCCAACAGCCAUCUGUGUAGAUUAUAUAAGGUUUGUAAGACGAGACGCAUGUGAAGUAUAGAGUAGGAAAGUAAAAUAAAAUAAAACUGUAUUUAACGGCAGUUACCUAAGAACCCAUGCUGCCAUACCUGUAGUUUCUCUAUGUUAAGUAAUAUUUUUAGUGUUUAUAACUCUACAGAUUGCAAAAUAAACUGUUUAUGAGCAGUCAUUUCACUGAGGGGCUGCAACAUGUGAUCUAUAAGCAUCCGGUGCCUCUGGUGUUUAAAUUGGAUACAGUGUAGUGUUACAUUCAUGAAAUCUUACAUCUUUUAAAUCGACCUGAACAAUAAACUGGACUGGACCGGACUGGACCGUGCUGCUGCUGCUGCUGCUGCUGCUGCUGCUGCUCUCUAAGGCAGAGGUCUGUAUUUCUGUAUGAUUUUUGCACCAUAAAUACAUUUAUAUUGUCAACUAUUUAUCGUUCCAUAUCAAA